AUGGGCAACAGCAGCAGCAGCAACGCCAGCGGCGCCGGCAACGUCCGGCCGCACGGCAAGCGCAACAACGCGUCGCACCGCCGCGCGCAGCAGCAGAAGCAGGCGCAGGCCCAAGCAGUGCCGACGAGCGCGGCCCCGGCCCCCGCGUCCGCUCCCCUGCCGCCCGCCGCCCCCGCCGCCGUGCGCCGCAACCCGCAGUCGCGCGAGCGCAAGGCCUUCAAGGAACUGAUUACGGGCGAGCUGCGCGACGUGAACGAGUUCUACGACAUUGAGAAGAAGGAGCUGGGCCAUGGCCACUACGGCACCGUGCGCGUGGGCGUGAGUAAGGCCACGGGCGCCAAGGUGGCCAUCAAGACCAUCCCCAAGGCCAAGGUCAGCCGCCCCGAGACCAUGCGGCGCGAGAUCAACAUCCUCAAGACGCUGGACCACCCCAACAUUAUCAAGUUCUACGACGCGUACGAGGGCAACCGCCACCUGCACCUCGUCACGGAGCUUUGCACGGGUGGCGAGCUGUUCGACCGCAUCAUCGCGCGCGGCCACUACAGUGAGGCGGACGCCGCCGUCCUGGUGCGCAAGAUCUCGGACGCCGUCAAGCACUGCCACGACCGCGACAUCUGCCACCGCGACCUCAAGCCCGAGAACUUCCUGUUCGCCACCAAGGCGGAGGAUGCCGAGCUCAAGCGUCUCACUGCCGACGAGGUGCUGCGUCACCCCUGGAUCUCUGGCUCGGCGCCGAGAUCGAGCAUGACGCUGAACCCGAACAUCUUCUCGAGCCUGAAGCGCUUCACGGGCAACAACAAGCUCAAGAAGGCGGCGCUUGGCGUCAUUGCCGACCUGGCCACGGAGAGCGAGAUUGCCGAGUUGAAGAACCAGUUCAUGGCGAUUGAUACGGACGGCAACGGUGUGAUCACGGUGUCGGAGCUGGCGGAGGCGCUGCGUGACACGGGCCUCGGCAUGAUUGAGGAGGAGGUACUGGAGCUGGUCAAGGGCAUCGACAUCGACGGCGACGGACUGGUGGACUACCCAGAGUUCCUGGCGGCCACCAUGAAGCGUAACCUGGCCAACCAGGAGGAGCACCUCAUCAACGCAUUUAAUUAUUUCGACACGACCAACACCGGCCAGAUCACCAAGGCCGACCUCGUGCAGUUCAUGGGCAGCGAGGAGCAGGCGCAGGAGGUCAUUAACGACGUGGAUGCGAACGGUGACGGUGUCAUCAGCUUCGAGGAGUUUGUGGCCAUGAUGAACCGCAAGGGUUACGGUGACGAUUCCGAGAUGGACAGCCUGGACGACGGCGGCUUCCUCUUUGCGGCACAGUAUAACAGCGGCAAGGUGCAGUCCCCCAUCAAGGAGACUGAGCUGUAGGCAGGCAUACUUACCUGACCACCCACAAAUUACUACAUCAAGGAGAUAAAGAGUGUCUGGAGGAU
This is a messenger RNA of Phytophthora sojae, 1427 nucleotides long. RefSeq lists its product as hypothetical. The transcript has 4 exons. Gene Ontology annotation, biological process: peptidyl-serine phosphorylation; protein autophosphorylation; intracellular signal transduction. The coding region runs from base 1 to 1362 and encodes 453 amino acids. Gene Ontology annotation, molecular function: calcium/calmodulin-dependent protein kinase activity; ATP binding; calcium ion binding. Gene Ontology annotation, cellular component: cytoplasm; nucleus. NCBI's taxonomy places the organism in Eukaryota, Oomycota, Peronosporomycetes, Peronosporales, Peronosporaceae. The record is from RefSeq and is a predicted model, not a curated record.